UUUAGCUUGAGAGUUUCUCAAUUCAACAGAGAAGAAAUCGAAAAUACAGAGAGCGCGAGUUCGUGAAGAAGAAAGAUGGAUGAAGAAGAGAUAGAGAAAGCCGUAUUGGCUUACUUGAAGAAGAAGGGUUUUAAGCCAACGGACCUUUCUUUUCAUGAAGACCAACAGCACACGGCCGCUGCAAAUUCCACCCUUUCAGAUUCAGACAUUGCUAAACACAUCCUCGCCUUCGCCGAGCCGGAGAAUAUUUCAUCACAGUAUCACGAGGAAUAUAGAAAAUUAAGAUCAUGGGCAUAUGGUUCGUUGGAUUUGUAUAAGCACGAGUUGGUCCGCAUUCUUUAUCCAAUAUUCGUUCAUUCAUUCAUGAAUCUUGUGGCCAAGGGCCAUAUUGAAGGAGCUCGAGCCUUUCUCAAUAGCUUUCGUGAAGACCAGACAACACAUUCACGUGAUCUUCAGAAGUUGGAAGGCGUCCUUUCUCCUUCUCAUCUAGAGGAAAUGGAGUUUGCUCACACUCUUCGACAGAGCAAAGUAAAUUUAAAGAUGUGUGAGUAUUCGUAUGAGCUUUUGCUGCAAUAUUUGCAAAAAUCUCAAUCUAUAACAAUGCUAGGAGUUAUUAAUGAGCAUAUUAACUUCCAAGUUUCUCCUGGUCAGCCUAGUUCAAUUUCUGAUGAUGCUGAAGUUUUUACUCUGGUUGGAAGUGGUCAGGAUACAACUAAUUUGAUUAAUCAAAAAGAAAUACACUGGGGGUUGCUUGAAGAUACUAUAGAAGACCGGCUGGAGAAAGCUGGAAGUUUGCUCUCAGACUCAGAGAAGGCUGAAGGAGAAACUAAAGAAGGAGAUUUAGAUGAGACCAAGAAAAGAUCAACGGAUGGAGGGAAACAAGGUCCACCACUCAAGAAGUCAAAGAAAGAAAAGGUGGUGGGUGCUACUGGGAAAACUGUUCGCAGUGAUGGUAAUUCUGUUCCAGCAGCACCACGUGUAAAACCAGGACUGAGUUUGCCAAUAAUACCUGUUGAGGUUGAGCAUUCUAUCCUUGAAGAUUUGCGGAACCGUGUGCAAUUAAGUAGCGUGGCUCUUCCUUCAGUGAGCUUCUAUACAUUUCUCAACACACAUAAUGGACUAAGCUGUUCUACGAUAUCCCCCGAUGGUUCAUUGGUUGCUAGUGGGUUCUCAGACUCAUCACUGAAGGUCUGGGAUAUGUCAAAAUUUGGACAACGGGCUGGAAAUUCAAAUUUGCAGGGUGAACAGGAUUCCACGCCAAAUGAUUAUAUGCAAAGUCUAACUGGAAGGAGACCAUAUACAUUAUUCCGUGGUCACUCAGGGCCUAUCCACUCUGCAUGUUUCAGUCCUUUGGGAGAUUUUCUUCUGUCAUCUUCAUCAGACUCCACGGUUCGAUUAUGGAGCACAAGAAAUAUAAACGCAAAUCUUGUUUGCUACAAAGGUCAUAACUAUCCUGUAUGGGAUGUCAAGUUUAGUCCAGCAGGGCACUAUUUUGCCAGUGCUUCACAUGAUCGUACAGCACGAAUUUGGUCAAUGGAUAGAAUACAACCUCUAAGAAUAAUGGCUGGGCACCUAUCUGAUGUGGAUUGUGUACAGUGGCAUCCGAAUUGCAACUACAUUGCAACAGGUUCAAGUGACAAAACGAUAAGGCUUUGGGAUGUACAGAGCGGAGAGUGUGCUAGGAUUUUCAUUGGCCACAGGAAUAUGAUCUUGACACUGACAAUCUCCCCUGAUGGUCGAUACAUGGCAUCGGGUGAUGAAGAUGGCGUAAUUAUGUUGUGGGAUCUGUCUACUGGUCGAUGUGUAACGCCUUUGAUGGGCCACACUAGUUGUGUCUGGUCACUUUCCUUCAGUGGCGAAGGUUCACUUCUUGCAUCUGGUUCCUCUGACUGUACGAUAAAACUAUGGGAUGUGAAUGCAAGUGCAAAAGUGACAAAGACAGAUGAAAACAAAAUUGGAAAUCCAAACAGGUUGAGAGCAUUGAAGACUUUGUUUACCAAAAGUACUCCUGUCUACAAUCUGAGGUUCUCUAGGAGGAAUCUUCUUUUUGCUACUGGCGCUCUAUCACAAACUGGUUAGUAGACAGUUGUUUUAUUAACUUUAUAGAAUGACUGGUCAAGUGGAGUAUUAGUAUUUACUUUCCUCAACUUUCCCUUGUUUUAUGUAUAUUGUUUGAACUCAAAGUUCUAGACUUUGUUAAAUUGUUCCAUAUAAAAUAUCUGUUUGAGAUUAUUAUGAUUUGUUUGGAUA
Messenger RNA from Impatiens glandulifera, 2250 nucleotides. RefSeq names its product transcription initiation factor TFIID subunit 5. The record is from RefSeq and is a predicted model, not a curated record. Gene Ontology annotation, cellular component: transcription factor TFIID complex. Gene Ontology annotation, molecular function: RNA polymerase II general transcription initiation factor activity; protein binding. Gene Ontology annotation, biological process: transcription initiation at RNA polymerase II promoter. NCBI's taxonomy places the organism in Eukaryota, Viridiplantae, Streptophyta, Magnoliopsida, Ericales, Balsaminaceae. The transcript is spliced from 19 exons. The coding region runs from base 76 to 2079 and encodes 667 amino acids.